Molecule: messenger RNA, 1432 nt
Organism: Thrips palmi
Lineage: Eukaryota; Metazoa; Arthropoda; Insecta; Thysanoptera; Thripidae
Gene: Unc50
Product: protein unc-50 homolog
Exons: 9
Coding region: 166-990 (274 amino acids)
Cellular component (GO): Golgi membrane
Source: RefSeq, a predicted model, not a curated record
GUAUGAGACAUUCACUGUGCGUGAAUUGCAAUGGGAAUAGCAAGCGACAUAAAUGUAACUCCUACGUGAACAAAAACAACACAACCCUAAAGUUACGCUGUCAGCGGCUAAAUUUCUAAUGUUCUCUGUGAGGGUGCGUGGUUUUUAUUUUGUUUUCAGGAGACAAUGAUCGAUUCCAAGUUUCAAACAUCUCCUCCAAGGAGCCCUACCUCAUCAACCAGUAGUUUUAGAGCGGGUUCUCCUCUUCCCACACCUGCUGUGUACAGGCAGGACUGUAUGUCAGCAGCAGCAAAGCGGUACAAAUAUCUACGAAGGUUAAUCAAAUUUCAACAGAUGGACUUUGAGUUUGCUUUUUGGCAAAUGUGGUACCUUUUUAUGGCACCCCAGAAAGUUUAUCGAAAUUUUCACUAUAGAAAAGAAACUAAGUCUCAGUUUGCUCGAGAUGAUCCAGCAUUUUUGGUUCUCUUAAGUGUGUGGCUGUGCGUAUCUUCCAUUUGGUUUGCCUUUGUGUUAGAUCUAAGUUUUGGGCAUUUCAUCAAAUUUCUAUUUUAUGUGAUAUUUGUUGACUGCAUUGGAGUGGGUCUUGUUAUUGCCACAUUUUUCUGGUUUGUCACCAACCGAUAUCUGCGAAGGGACUCUUGUCAAGACCAAGAUGUUGAGUGGGGCUACGCAUUUGAUGUUCAUCUCAAUGCCUUCUUUCCACUUUUCGUUAUAUUGCAUGGAGUCCAAUUGUUAAUUUGGAACAUUUUUCCAGCCCUCAUCAGUCAUCCCAUGUUUAUUUCAACAUUUUUUAGCAAUACCCUUUGGGCUGUAGCACUUUGGUAUUAUGUUUAUAUAACAUUCCUUGGAUACAGCUGUUUGCCCAUUCUUCAAAACACACAUGUUCUGUUAUAUCCCAUGACAGCCAUGUUUGUUGUGUAUGUGGUUUCAAUCACCAUCGGAUGGAAUAUGUGUAUAAAUAUGAUGGAUUUCUACAGAAAUAGGCUUUAGUGUUAGUAUGGAGAGGUCUUGGAAGAAUUUCAUCAGUAAAGGACAGAAAUUGUCAGGUUUGAAUUUCAACUUUCUGAUGUUCUCCAAUUUUUUGAGGAGAAAAUAUUACACAAAUCUGUCACACUUACAAAUCUUUAACUCUUAGAGGCUGAAAACAAUAUGUGUAGUUUGUACAAGUAUCUCUACCUUUUUAUUUGUCAUUGUUGAAUUGAAUUCAACAAUAACAAUAAAUUAAACUUAUGCUGUGCUUUACUGGUCAGAUAAAAACUGCCUCAGCCGUGCACCUUGCGGUACUCUUUUGUUUUCCAUCUAAACAUGAAAUUUGUCUUAACUUAUUGGUACAUAGAAUUAUGUUGUGAGGUAAUUAAUUAAAACCUACUUAGUGUCCGCUCAUUUGUGGCUUAUGUAUAAUUUCCUAAAGAAUAAUCAACCAUUAUACCUA